Messenger RNA from Gymnogyps californianus (California condor), 2373 nucleotides. RefSeq names its product ITPRIP like 2 (gene ITPRIPL2). The record is from RefSeq and is a predicted model, not a curated record. The coding region runs from base 1 to 1503 and encodes 500 amino acids. The transcript is spliced from 2 exons. NCBI's taxonomy places the organism in Eukaryota, Metazoa, Chordata, Aves, Accipitriformes, Cathartidae.
AUGCGGGAGAGCCCCCGCCGCGCCGUGCCCGUCUACGCCCUCAACUUGCGGGUCUUGUGGCCGCUGGUGACCGCGCUCUGCACCGCGCUCCUCUGUCUCUACCAGGCCCUGCGGGGCGGCGCGGCCGGGGAGGGCGCGGCGGAGGCGGGCUCCGUCCCGCUCCUCAAGGGCUCGGCGCUGCUGCUGCUGGGCUGCCUGCUGGCCCGCUGCUGCGGCGCGGCGGGCGGCGGCCCGAGGCCCGGCGGGGUCCGGGCGGCGGGGCCGGCGGGGUCGCGGCGCAGCGCCCUGGAGAGCUUCUACGCGCGGCAGCUGCGGCUCUCGCCCCAUGUGCUGGGCCACAGCAAGGCGCACGUCGGGCGCGUCGUGGCCGAGCUGGUGCGCGCCGCCAAGGCGCAGGGGCUGCAGCCCGGCCCGCUGGCCCUCAGCCUGCGCGGGGACUUCGUGCGCAUCGGCAGCGCCUACGAGCAGCACAAGGUGCGCAGCCCCGACUGCUUCGACAUCCUGGUGCCCCUGCGGCUGCCGCUCCACCUGGAGCCCCAGCCGCGCUGUGCCGACGGGCUGGGGCCGCGCGGCGCCUUCGUCUGCGGCCUGCGGGCGAGGGCCGGCUGGCCGCGCCGCUGCCGGCCCUUCGCCGAGGGCUUCUGCGUGGAGCUGCAGGGCCGCAGCCACCUCUCCUCGGGGCUGGUGCUGCGCUGGUUCCAGGGCCACCUGCAGCGGUGCCUGGGCGCCGUCCGGUACCGGCUGCAGGAGCGCUGCCGCAUCAGCCUCUCCGCCUGCCCCGGGCGCCCACCCACGCUGCACAUCCUGCCCUGCUCCGACUACGUCUGCUGCCACAUCUCCAUGGCCGUGCGCCUCAUCCCUGCCAUCCCCCUCGGCGACGCGCUCUACCUCACGGCCCUGCCGCCCGAGGGCCCGCAGGCCCCCCCGGCCCCCGAGGCCCUCUGGGGCCUCAAUGCCUCGCGGCAGGAGCAGCGGCUGCUGAGCUGGCUGAAGGAGCAGGCCCCGGCCUCCUCCUGCCACCUCAAGUGCCUGCAGAUCCUCAAGGGCCUGCGGGACCUCCGCGGGCAGGGCCUGGAGGAGCCCUUCUGCUCCCAGUGGGGCCGGGUGCUCUCCUCCUACGUGCUGAAGACGGCCCUCUUCUCUCUGCUGGUGCAGGGGCCCUUGGAGGCCUGGGACGAGCGGUUCCUGGUGGAGCGGCUGGAGGACCUGGUGCUGUACCUCAGGGACUGCCUGCGCAAGCAGGUGCUGAUGCAUUUCUUCCUGGGCAACGCCAGCCUCCCCGAGGCUGUGGCGCUGCCCCGGUUCCUCAAGGAAGCCGCCCCUGUGAACUUGCUGGCCGCUUUUGACGGGCCCACGCUGGACCUGGCUGCCUUCCAGCUGAUCAACACCUGGAUCCAGGCCCCGCACAUCAUCAGGAUGUACAGCAGCCCCCGCUACUUGCGACCGGUGCCCGCCCCGUGCCGGCACGUCGCUGAGGCCCGGCAGGAGCCACCAGGAGAGUGAGCCAGUGGCCGGGUGAGCCGGUGUUGCCCGUGGACCCUGCCGGGGCAGCACGCACUCCCAGCCCGCUGGUCCGUCGAGAGACCGCGUCUGCCUGAGGAAGGUGGGACCUGUUUAAACGUGGUUCUGUGGUUUUGUCCCUGGCCUGAGAAAACUAGGAAACCAGAGGCCAAGACUUAAUGAAAUUGUGAUUCUUGUUUUUUAAUCUCAUUGGUUGUUCAUGGGAAAAUUGUGAAAUUUCUGGGGAAAUGCCUUAGUUGAGAAGCGUUACGUUCAGUCGACUGUUUGCAAACCUAACUUUAACAGGCUCAAAAUGACAUUUCUGGAAAUCCAUGUUAACUUGUUGUCCUAGUGGCAAAAUUGACCUUUUUCUGGGAUUUGCUUUUUAUGAUACAAAAUCCAUUUGGGAUUUAAAAAUCCUGUAAGUGCAAACAACACCCCCCCCCCCAACGUACCAAGAUGCUCUUAAAAUGCAAUGAGCACCAGAGCAUGGGUGUGGAUCACAGUUUGAAAUGCUCAAUGACAUGCUUUAAAUUUCCUGUGUAAUCGAAUACAUUGUGCUGAAGAGAAAUAUCAUGCGUAUAUUAAUGUAAAAUUGAGGGAAGAAGUGAAACCUCUCCGAUAACAGUAUGAAGACUAUAGUUGCACGUUACUGUGUUCAAGUGAAGGAUAUACUGAAGGAUUGAAAUACAGAUAAAAGGAAACAAAUAGCACUUUAUUUUCACAAAGACCUUCUUUUUAGGAUAAUUGGCUGCACUAAAUAUUGCUAAGGAGGAGGCAUUAGUAUUUUGUUAAAAGAAUGAUGUUUGAAUCAUCCCAAGGAAAACCACCUUUUAAGGAAAUAGUCUGAGGUUCGUUUGUUUGUGGGUUCUU